CAUCUCAGCGGCAGGCUUAGAAAACGGGAAACUUGGCAUGUUUGUCUCUCCUUAAAGCCUGCAGAGUCUUUUCUCUCGUCGCCUUGCGUUCAUUGUUACAUUAGCUGUCUGUGUGAUUUACAUUAUGAGGGGAUUGGCGCGUUCUUUUAUCAAAGAACCAACUAGAGAGAAAAGCGCGUCAGCAGACAAACAGUAGGAGUGUGUGUUCCCAGCCAGCUGGAGGGUUAGUGCGCUGUGCGCACCGCCGCUACCUACGCACACAUUUGGAUUAGGACUAAUGAACUGGAGUUGAAUUAUCUUUACGGGACGCAUCGUUGUCUGGCUGCGGGAUUUUUCCGAUUUGACGCCUCUUGGGGCUGGAGACGAUGCAUGUCCGAGGAUUUUUAGCCUCUCUUUCCAAAUGCCCACUGCUUGUCUCUCUGAGGAUUUUGCUUCUUGUGCACGCAGGGUCUCCGGUCCACAGCCAGGGGGAUUCUCAGUCCGACAACAAAGUGAUGGACAAUAUCACUGUCCGAGAAGGAGAGACGGUCUUCCUCCGGUGUGAACAGGGAGACGUUGUCACACACACAGCAUGGCUAAACCGCUCCAGUAUACUUUAUGCCGGAGAAGACAAAUGGUCAGUUGAUCCCAGAGUGAGUCUUGUGACCCUUAACCAGGAGGAGUUUACCAUUAAAAUUGAAAACGUGGACAUGACGGAUGAAGGACAAUAUGUGUGUGCAGUCCAGACAAGCAGUCGGCCAAGAACAACCUCAGUACAUGUUCUUGUCCAAGUGCCUCCAAAAAUCAUCAAUUUUUCCCGGGAUAUUGUGGUAAAUGAAGGAUCUAAUGUUACCCUUGUAUGUCAAGCCAGUGGUAAACCAGAGCCUUCCAUCAGCUGGAAAUUUAUCUCCAAUUCAGGGGACCUGGCUUCAGAUGAUGAGCUUCUGGAAAUCUCAUCUAUCUCCAGACAGAGAGCAGGAGUGUACGAAUGCACAGCUGUCAAUGAAAUCGACACUGACGUACAGACUGUAGACAUCACUGUCAAUUAUGCUCCAAGCGUGUCAGAGGGCAGAGAUGCUGGCGUGACUCUGGGACAGAGGGGAGUGCUCGAGUGUGAGGCUGAUGCAGUGCCUGAAGCAGAUUUCGAGUGGUAUAAAGACAACAGAAGGAUCUUUAAUGGUUUCGAUGACAUGGAGAUUGUCAGCACUGGAUCCCUGUCAAAGCUGACCUUUUAUAAUGUGUCUGAUGGUGAUUAUGGGAACUACACAUGUGUUGCCAUCAACAAACUGGGCAGCUCAAACACAAGCUUCCUUAUGUAUGUGGUAAUUGAACCCACUAGCUCCACACUAUUGCAAGGACCAAGAGCAGUUCAGGAUGGCAGUGGUGGUGCGAAGGCAGUGAACUUUCACACCUGUCUCCUCUUCAUAGCGCUUUUGCCCUUCCUGCUACGUUUUUGAACAAGAUUGGAGUUGAAGACAAUUGUUUUGUGUGUGUGUGUGUGUGUGUGUGUGUGUGUGUGUGUGUGCGUGUGUGUGUGUGUGUGUGUCUGUCUGCACGCACGCGCCUGCGUCCGUGCAGACACACUUUUUCCCCACCAGAAACAUAAACUGAUGCACAGUGGAGAAUGUUGCAAAGCACUGAUUAUGACUUACUUAAUUUUGGUCAACUCUUUCCUCUUUCAACUGAACCUUUUAAAUUGUUUUCUCAAAAUGAUAUACAUUUGUGUUGCUCUCUGUGAAAUUUCUAAAAGUAACCUGUUAUUUGAAUGUUUAUCUUAUUCCAUUGUUUCUUUUAUUUUCAAUCACUUUGAAUAUUAAUCUCAACUGCAGCAAAAUGCAAGUUUACAGCUGGUAAGAAAGGUGAAUGAUGAAUACCUCAAAGUCAAAGUUAGAGAGUGAAACAGGAACAAGGGAGGUUACCGGAAGACUGGGAGCCUAGCAUUAUCAUAUUGUAUUAUAUUAUUCCGUCUACUUGUUGAAAUCAGAAAUGUUUUUGACUUUAAAGUAUUUUUUCUUCUCAGCGUUGUAAUAUUAUUAUUAUUAUUAUUAUAUAUUGGGAGUUGUGAAAUGCUAAUGUUUUUAUUUUCCAAGAAUAUUUAGUCUUGAAUAUGUUGAACAUGAGGUAAGAAAAUAUAAAGUUGUAAUUAUUGACAAAUAUAUCAUAGUUUCUUUGUCUUUGUUGACUUUUUUCCAGUAUGAUCUGUACACACAAGUGUUACGUAUAUGCAUAACAGUAUUAAGUAUUUAGAAAUGGUGACAGAGUUUAUCCCAUUUUUGUAAUGCAAAUUCAUGGAUGAUUCUUGUUUUUCCUCAUGCCAUUUAUAAAUAAUAUAAUUAUUUGAAAAAAAUAAAGUUAACCUACUUAAAAACAA
This is a messenger RNA of Fundulus heteroclitus (mummichog), 2350 nucleotides long. RefSeq names its product neurotrimin (gene ntm). Gene Ontology annotation, cellular component: neuron projection. NCBI's taxonomy places the organism in Eukaryota, Metazoa, Chordata, Actinopteri, Cyprinodontiformes, Fundulidae. Bases 366 to 1436 code for a protein of 356 amino acids. The record is from RefSeq and is a predicted model, not a curated record. The transcript is spliced from 8 exons.